Molecule: messenger RNA, 1659 nt
Organism: Trichomonas vaginalis G3
Lineage: Eukaryota; Parabasalia; Trichomonadida; Trichomonadidae
Product: TPR-like family
Exons: 1
Coding region: 1-1659 (552 amino acids)
Molecular function (GO): protein binding
Source: RefSeq, a predicted model, not a curated record
AUGGAAGCGGGAAAUAUUGCCGAUGUUCUUAAAUCGCUUAUGGGAACUAUAGGAAAGCCAAUUGGAUCCAACGAAUAUCCAAAAUAUCAUAUGGAUUAUCAGAUUGCUAGCGAAAUGAACUUUUUAAAUAUUCAUUAUCCAGGAAUCUCACAAGAAAGAAUGAGAGCAUUUGAAAUAGGUAACAAAGCAGACAAUGCCUAUCUCUCAGGUAACACUAAAGAUGCUACAGAAAUGUGUUGGAAGGCAAUUUCACUUGAUGGAAACGCUUGGGAUGCUUAUAGAGUUCUUGUUCGUUCACUCGAAACAUACAUUGGCGAUGAUCAUCUUACAAUGAUCAUGGCUGGUCGUGAACUCGUACGUGUUGAACGUGAAAUUUUCAAAGACAUUUUAACAAUGGACAACAAAGAUUUUUACAAAUAUAGUAUGGGUAGACCAUACAUCAGAUUGCUUAGCAACAUAUCAUCAUUCUCGUUUGACGGAAAAUACAACGAUGUCCACGUAAAAGCUUAUGAAGAAAAUUUAAGAAUAAAUAGAUACGACAAUACCGAAGUACGCUCACCAUUACUCAUGGCUUACUUGAAUUGCGCCAUCGUUAACAAAUAUCACCUUAAAAAUUACGGAAUUUGGCCAGAAAGAACAGAAAAUCAUAUUAACGCCAUGUUCAAAACGCCGUUACUCCCAGAUAUGAGAGAAGGCUGUUGGGGAGAUAAUUACAAGAAUGAUACCCUUUAUACUUGGUAUCAAAUUAUUUUUAAGUAUAUGAACAAAGAUCCUUCAUGGGUAAACUUGGUCAAACGCGAAGACAAGCAAAAUCCAAAGCUCCUGAAGGCCCUUUUAAGCGAAGAAGAGUUCGAAGGCGAUAUAAUUGACCCAAUGAACAAAAAUCCAAAGCUCCUGAAGGCCCUUUUAAGCGAAGAAGAGUUCGAAGCCGUCCAAGUUGAAAAUACAUUACUUUCACCUGUUAUUUACCGUGUACCAAACUUUAUGGGCGAUUUAUUCAAAGCUGUCCGAAAUAAACCAAUUUAUAACAGAGCUCAAAAAGAUAUAGCAGCAUUACUCUACGGUAUGGAAGAAAUACAGCCAAACUGGAAGGCUAAAGCAGAAAAAGCCCUCAAUGAAGCAAGAGAAUUGAUGAGAAAUCGUCAAUUCAUGAAAGCCAUUGAAAAACUUUCAGAUGCAAAGAAAUACUAUAAUAGAAGUAUUUAUCCUUCAAUGCAUAUUGAAAAUUCCGGAAUUCCCUUCGCCAUCUUUUCAAAUCGUGCACAAUCUGCUUUCCAAGUUGGCAGAUUUGAUCUCGCAAGGUUUGAUGCUAGAAUGGCACUUUAUUUGAACCCGAAGAUCCCUCACAUCUACAAGAUUCUUCCUUUAAUUGCCGAAAAAUACUAUUGUCCGAAAUCCAAAGAAUUUCUUGCCCAAAUCGCAAACGAGGCCACUCAAGAGCACAUAGACGAAGAGUGGAAGGAACUCUCAAUGAAGGCAAUAGGAAGACUCGGAAUGAAAGCAUUAAUUGGAGAAAGAGUUGGAUUUUCUGCAAAAUUAAUCGAAGCUGAAACAAAAAGAGGCUUCGAAGACAUGUUUGAACCAAUUUCAUUCAAACCAAAGGAAUUCGAACUUCUUCCUUGGCUUACUGAGAAUGAUAUUGAACAAGGUGUAAUUUAA